Molecule: messenger RNA, 1913 nt
Organism: Ceraceosorus guamensis
Lineage: Eukaryota; Fungi; Basidiomycota; Exobasidiomycetes; Ceraceosorales; Ceraceosoraceae
Product: concanavalin A-like lectin/glucanase
Exons: 2
Coding region: 300-1730 (476 amino acids)
Biological process (GO): polysaccharide catabolic process
Molecular function (GO): cellulase activity
Source: RefSeq, a predicted model, not a curated record
GCCAUUCGCCCCUGUCUACGUUUUUCUGUGGGCAUCAGCCAUUCACGGCUGGUGGUGCAGUCGACCUGCGCCCGCCUUCUGCUUGCGAUGCUCCCUGUGCAUGCAAGUGGCGACCACCACGGCGGUGCAGAGCACGUCCAUGAUGCGGUAGAGGUACCCGCUGAAGUCGCAAGUGAAAAGGUACAAAUACUUGCCCCGACCACCCUCCCUUCUGCUAGUUGUCCGUCAUCAGCACCAAGUCGUGCACAACGCUCUCUAGACUCAAUAGAUCGAUAGCUCUCGGUCUCUACUCGCCCAACAUGAAGCAAGUAUCCUCGUUCGCAGCCAUUGCAGCUGCUCUCACACUCUCUUUCGCCUCGUUGACCGAGGCGCUCCCCCAGCCUCAAGGCGCUGACCAGACCACUACCGCCAGCGGCGCUGAUGGCAAGAAGAUCUGUGAGCGAUACGGCAAGACUACUUGGGGCGACUACACUCUCAACAACAAUUUGUGGGGACAAGAUCAAGGCUCAGGUCAACAGUGCACCACCGUUGGCGACCAGAAGAGCAAUGCGUGGUCUACCAACUGGAAGUGGGACGGCGACAAGACCAAAGUCAAGUCGUACGCCAACUUGCAAAUCAUGCCUAAAGGUCUCAAGCUUUCGGACAUCGUAUCCUUGCAGACAUCGUGGGAGUUUGAGACCAAGGCUACUGGCAACUACGACGUCGCCUACGACCUUUUCACCUCUCCCAAAGACGGUGGGCCAGAUCAGCAAAAUCAAAACGAGAUCAUGAUCUGGCUCGAACGUGCUGGUGGUGCAAAUCCCAUUGCGUCCGCAUACACUGCCGAUGGCGCCACUCCCGAAGGCAAGAUCGAGCUGGCGGGCCAGACGUGGAACUACUUCAAGGGCCAGAGCAACGGCAUGACCACGUUCUCAUUCCUCCCUCCGGCCAACGUCAAGAGCUUCAACGGCGACGUCAACGACUUCAUCAAGUGGCUGGUGGAACAGAAGUUGAUGGAUGGCAAUCAGUACCUCACCAACUUUGCAGCGGGUAUCGAGCCGUACGUCGGCGAGGGCACCUUCACCACGACCUCUUACAAGGCUAGCCUCAAGAGCAGCUCACAAACGCUGGGCGAUGCUGAUGCUGGUGUUGCCGGUGGCUCUGCCAAGAAGGCCGCAGCGGCCCCUGGCAAGACUAAGGGCAGCGACACGACUACGACGCCCACCACGACGCCAAGUGACGCUCCGACCACGUCGACUGGAAACGCUGGAAAUGGCAACGCUGGUACUGGUGCGGGCAACUCUGGCACUGGUGAGGCCAACGCUGGCACCGGUGGGGGCAACACUGGCACCGGUGGGGGCAACACUGGCACCGGUGGGGGCAACACUGGCACCGACACUAGCACCGGCAAGGGUGGCAGCACAAACACAAACCCGAACUCCAACUCUGGCUCAAAUUCGAACAACAACAGCCACAACAACAACACCGAUAGCGCACCCAACAAGAAGGUCAAGCCCGACUCCACCACGUCUGGCGCUCUUGGUGGCUCUAACAACCCCACGGACAAAGGUGAGACAAAGCCCAAGUCCACGACGACAGAGCCACAGUGCAAGCGGCGCGUGCACCACAAGAGAGCUCCCGAGCUCGCACGCCGAUCGAUGGAGCCUUGGCAAGCGACUACUGCGUCGAGGGGGCUCGUGCGUCGAUCCGAGGCUGGUCCUAAUCGAUUGGACCGAGAGUCCGAGUGCUGAUCAGAGCAACAGGUGCCCGAAUGCGAACCUUUUCUCGGUGCGAUACGAGUCGCACAAUUCAACGUUCCCGAGACCUUUUCCAAACCGACUUUGAAAAUUCUGUACCUCGUAUUCCUUGAACCGAUCGUUGACGCGAAGCGAAACAAUUCCCUCCCUUUCUCCUCUCUGCAUCUCAGAGAAGCU